AUGCCCACAAAAGAGAAAAAACCAACAGAAACCGAAGAUAGGGAUGACGAAGGAGAGGAGAAGGAGCCAACGGCAAAAGGAAAGAGUAAGAGGGACGCAAAGACAAGACAGAAGAGCUCCGAGGAGAAGAUAGAGAGCGCUGAGACACGUACAGAGAAGAGAAAAAAGAGCGAAUCUGUGAAAGAGAAAAAGAAAAAGGAAGAUGUUGAGGUGACAGAGAAUGACAACGGGACGGAUGAGCAGAACAACAAUGAGCCCAUCAGCAAAGAAAAACGGACCUCAAACGAGGAACGGGAGGUAAGGAAAGAGAAGAAAAAGAAGAGUAAACCAUCCGAAAGCAAAGAAAGACAAGAAGACAUGGGGUCCAAGGAGAAAAAGAGCAAAGACGGCAAGAAAAAGAAGAAGUCGGCCGAGGAGGAGGAGGAUGAGGAUGCCGUCGACGAGGAAAAGAAAGCAAAGAAAGGGAAGAAGUCAAAGGUCAAACAGGUGGAUUAUGCUGAGGUCUACCAGGAAGAGCUGCUGAGCUAUCACACGGAGGAAUCGGAUGAUCAAGAAGAUGAAUUCAACAAAAAGAAAGUGUACGAGGUGGUGACCAUCACAGGGGAUGUUAAAGGCGCUGGGACUGAUGCUAAUGUAUUUGUCACCAUGUAUGGAGAGUUUGGAGUGACUCCCAAAGUUCACCUGGCCAGCAAGAGCAGAACAGCCUUUGAAAAGAACAAGACUGACGUUUUUCGGAUCAAAACGCACAAUGUUGGACCAAUAAAGAAAAUUAGAAUCGAGCAUGAUAGCACUGGCAUGAGUGCCAGUUGGUUCCUGGACCGGGUCAUCGUGACUGACAUGAACAGGCCACACCUCCGAUUCUUUUACGCCUGCAACAAUUGGCUGAGCAGAGACGAGGGGGAUGGACUUACUGUCCGAUAUCUGUUGGGUAGCCUGAACCCCAUGGACAUCCCAAAACAGAACAAGUACAUAGCCAGUGUCUUCACAAUGGAUGCUAAAGGCAGUGGGACCGACGCUGAUGUCUACCUCAGUGUUUUCGGCGAGUUUGGGGAUACAGGAGAACGAAAACUGGCCAGCGAUGGAAAAGACAAUUUCGAGCGCGGUAAUGAAGACAAAUUCACCAUCGAAGCACCAAAUCUUGGCAGACUUCGAAAAAUCACCAUCGGACACAAUAGCAAGGGGUCUUCUGCUGGCUGGGCAUGUGAUAAAGUUGUAGUAGAUGACAUGGGGAAUAAGGAGGUUUAUGAGUUUCCUGUCAAUGCCUGGUUUGACAUCUCAGAAGGGGACGGCAAAAUACAAAGAGAUGUGCUUGCCGGAGCCACGCAGCCAAUGGCGAUUGUGUAUAACGUACAGGUGAUGACGGGUGAUAUUCGUGGAGCUGGCACUAACUCUAAGAUCCACUUUGUCAUGCACGGUCGUAAAGGAAUUAAGAACAGCGGUAAGUUGUUCCUGGAGGGCGGCACGUUUGAGCGCGCUCAGAUCGACAUCUUUAACGUUGAGCUGCUGGAGCUGCUCAGCCCGCUCAGCAGAGUCACGAUCGGACACGACAACGCUGGGAUCAGCUGCGGCUGGUAUUGCGAAAAGGUGACGGUAUACUGCCCGUUCACAGGUUUAGAGCAGGUAUUUCCCUGCGGCAGGUGGUUGGAUGAAGAUGAGGGUGAUGGACUGGUGGAGCGAGAACUGUAUGAGAUGGUCUCACUCAGACAGAAAAAGCAAAAGAAAUUCCCCUGGUCUCUGUGGAUCUGGACGUCUGAGAUUAAAGGUGCAGGCACAGAUGCCCAGGUGUUCCUGCAGGUGUACGGAGAGAAGGGCAAGAGCGAUGAGAUGAAACUCGAGAGCAAAUCAGACAGUUUUGAACAGGGACAGUGCGACAAGUUCAUUAUUGAGAUGGCCGAUAUCGGGAAGAUACGCAAGCUGAGAAUCUGGCACGAAAAGAGGAAUCCUUUCUCUGGCUGGCAUCUUGGCAGGGUGACAUUGAUGAAGACCCUUACUAGGGAGAAAUGCUCAUUUGUUUGUAACCGUUGGUUGGACAUCAAUGAAGAUGACAAUGAGAUCGUUAGAGAGCUGCCAGCUACUGGAAAACUUGUGCCAGAAGCUUUACCACUUAUUAAGUAUCGUGUGACGAUUUGCACGGGAAACAUCAGCGGAAGUGGAACAGAUGCCAGUGUUUAUUUAAACAUCAUUGGUGACUUGGGAGACACUGGAGAGCGUCUGAUGUUCAUGAGCAAAAACAACGCCAACAAGUUUGAGAAAGGAAAUCAUGAUGAGUUCCUGGUAGAGGCGGUCAACCUGGGACAGAUCAGGAGGGUUCGGAUUGGUCAUGACGGACGAGGCGGAGGAUGUGGUUGGUUCCUAGAUAAGGUGAUGAUCAGAGAGGAGGGGCAACCUGAGGCGUCAUCCAUCGAGUUCCCAUGUUACAGGUGGUUGGAUCGUAAUGAAGACGAUGGGCAGAUUGUAAGAGAGUUAGUCCCUACUGAUGAUGGUCAACGUUUGUUUACUGUUGGUUAUCACAUUGCGAUAAAGACAGGCAGUAUUAAUGGUGCCAGCUCAGAUUCGAAGGUGUUCGUAAAGCUGUAUGGAGAGAAAGGCGACACCAACAAGAUGCUGCUGGUCGUCUCCGAUAACGACCUGGUGAACUAUUUUGAGACGGGACAGACGGACAUCUUCACCAUAGAGACCUUUGACAUUGGCAAUAUAAACAGGUUGCUGAUUGGCCACACUAACGAGGGUCUGCGAGCCGGUUGGUUCCUGGACAGCGUUCAGAUUUGGGUGUCGGUGCACGGGGUGCAGUACAUGUUCCCCAGUCACCGCUGGCUCUGUAAAGACGAGGCUGAUGGGAAGGUGGAGGUGGAAAUCUAUCCUAGUGAGACACUGGAGAUAGAGAAAUUGAUCAAUUAUGAGGUUACCGUGGUGACAGGAGACGUGUGGGCUGGAGGGACGAAUGCAAAUGUCUUCCUGCAGAUUUACGGUGAGGAGGGGAAAACCGAACUAAUACAGCUCAAGAGCCGAUCCAACAACUUUGAAAGAGGAACCACUGAGAUCUUUAAGAUCGAGGCCUUAGAUGUGGGACGGGUCUAUAAGAUCCGGAUCGGCCAUGACGGCUCGGGAAUAGGGGCUGGAUGGUUCCUGGAGAAGGUGGAUGUUAAACGGCUGGUCAUGGCAAUGGUGAAACCAGAGAAGAAAGAGGAGGACAAGAAAGACAAGAAGAAGAAAAAGAAGAAAAAGGAGGAAGAAGAGGAAUCCCCAGGUGAACUGAAGGAGGUUGUUCGGGCUUUCAGUUUCCCAUGUGGCCGAUGGCUCGCUCGUGAUGAAGAGGAUGGAGAGAUACUCGUGGAGCUCUGUGCUGAGGAUUACGAAGAUCUGGAGGAGAACUCAUACGAGGUUCAUGUGUAUACUGGAGAUAUGCUGGGGGCCGGAACAGAUGCGGGUGUUUACAUCAACAUCUAUGGAGAAAUGGGCGACACAGGCGAGAGAAAACUACGCAAGUCAAACCACCUUAACAAGUUUGAGCGCAGACAGGAGGACGUGUUCACGAUCACUGGGAUGGUUCUGGGGCCGCUGAAGAAACUGAGGAUUCGUCAUGACAACAAGCAGGCGAAUGCUGCAUGGUACCUGGACCGCGUCGAGAUCUUUGAUUCCAAAGAUGAAACCAUGUAUUUUUUCCCCUGUCAGCGCUGGUUGGCGGUUGAUGAAGAUGACGGGCAGCUGGGCCGUGAAUUAGUGCCCGUAGACGAGGCUUUCAUGAAGAGAGAUGAAGAUGAAGAAGAGGAGUCCUCGCCUGCUCAACUCGGAUUAGAGCAAAAAGCCAUGUCAACCACAUUCACAAUGAGAGUAAAAACAGGGGAGAAGAAGAGCGCCGGGACAGAUGCAAACGUUUAUGCAAUUCUUUACGGAACCAAAGAUGACACUGGGAUCAUUAAUCUAAAGGCGUCUAAGAACCAUAGGAACAAGUUUGAGUUGGGACUGAUUGACGAGUUCACCAUAGAGGCAGUGGACAUCGGAAAACUCAAGAGAAUCCGCAUCGGACACGACAACGCAGGUGUGUCUCCAGGCUGGUUUCUGGAUUGGGUAGAGAUCGAUGCUCCGUCUCUGGGUCAGCUGCUGCGGUUUCCAUGUGGCCGCUGGCUGGAUAAAGGAAAAGACGAUGGUGCCAUUGACAGAGACCUGUACCCUAAUGAACUGCAGACAGUACUAUACACACCCUUUGUUCCCUAUGAGAUUAAAAUCUUCACCAGUGAUAUAUUUGCUGCGGGAACGGACGCAGACGUCUUCAUCAUUCUGUACGGGCAGAACGGAGUGUGUACGUCUCAGAAAUCUCUCUGCGUUAAUAAGAGAGAGAGGAGGAUGUACUUUGAACGAGGGGCGGAGGACAUGUUCAUCGUAGAGUUGGAGGACAUUGGUGAUAUCAUUGAGAAAAUCCGUAUCGGUCACGAUAAUCGAGGGGUGAAUCCUGGCUGGCAUUUAGACCGUGUGGAAAUUCGCAGGCUGCUUCGGAAAGGAAAGGGCUCUGAGACGGCGAUAUUCCCUUGUGAGGGAUGGUUAGCUCGCUCGGAGGAGGACGGCGAGACCAUUCGAGAGCUGGUGCCGUCUGACAUCAUCGUGGAGAAACUUUCACGAGACGGAACCCUCAAAGUCAUCGAGACAGAGGUGGACGACGCGCUGGAGAUACACACGUAUACAGUGGCGGUGACCACCGGGGACGUGUAUGGAGCGGGAACCGAUGCCAACGUGUUCAUCACUCUUUACGGAGACAUGGGCGAUACUGGAGAGCGUAAACUCAGCAAGUCUGAGAACAGCAACAAGUUUGAGAGAGGAUCGGUGGACACAUUCACUCUGGAGGCUGUGGAUCUGGGCCAGGUGUUCAAGAUCCGAGUUCGCCAUGACAACAGCAUGCUGAGUGCUGAUUGGUAUCUGGACCAGGUGGAAGUGGUGGACCAAGAUACGGAGGAAGUGUUUUUGUUUUUGUGUGAACGAUGGCUUUCGAGAAAGAAGGAGGACAAACGGAUCGACAGGGUGUUCUAUGUUAAGGGGUAUGAGGGAGAGCGAGAGACCGCCUUCUGUCCAAUUAAAAAAGUGACAAAUCUGGACAGCAACAUGAACAAGAAAAACAAGAAGCGACAUUCAGAAAAAGAAGAAGACGAUGAAGGAUCAUUAAUUCCCUACCACUUCUCGGUGACGACGGGGUUGGAUCGGGAUGCUGGGACGAGUAGCCGAGUGUAUGUCAUCAUCAUAGGAAAGAAGAACAAGAAGACAGAACACCUCUGGCUCGACUUGGAUGGGAAAACCGGAUUCAUGCCUGGAUCCUUGGAUUACUUCAGCUGUUUCGGAACUGAUGUUGGCGACAUCAAGAAAGUGGAAGUGAUCUAUGAGGUGACGGUGAUAACAGGAGAUGUCCAGCACGCAGGUACAGACACACAGAUCUACAUGACUGUGUUUGGAGUCUACGGCACGUCAGAGGAAAUGCUGCUGCCAAAAUUAGAGGACAGGUUUGAACGAGGGCAGAAAGACACAUUCAAUCUGGAGAUUGAGGAUAUCGCUCCUUUGAGAAAGAUGAGAGUGCGUAUAGAUGGUUCUGGAAGCAGACCCGACUGGUUCCUGGAUAAGAUUGAACUGCAUAACCUGCAGACGGAUGAAGUGGCAUUAUUUACGUACGAGGAAUGGCUGUCUCGCUCAUACGGGCCCAAGCGAACGCUCCUAUGCGAGAUGCCUGCCGAGAUAAAUGACGACGAAAUGGUGGAGCUUACCACCUACACCGUUUCUGUGAAGACCAGCGAUGUAACUGCGGCUGGAACCGAUGCUAACUUGUGGAUGAUUAUUUUUGGUGAGAACGGUGACACUGGAACGCUGACUCUGAAAGAAAGCAACAACACCAACAAGUUUGAGCGCAAACAGACGGACACUUUCCGUUUCUCUGACAUCCUCAGCUUGGGCGAGCUCUCGAAAGUGCGCAUUUGGCACGACAACUCAGGUCUGGCUGCUGGUUGGCACCUGGAGUAUGUGGACGUGCACGAUGACAUCUUGGAGAAGAAGUUUCGUUUCCAGUGUGAUCGCUGGCUCGCCAAGAACGAGGGUGAUGGACAGAUAAUGAGAGAGCUGGCGUGUGCCAACAACGAUGCAGUGGAUUUCGAUGAAAAAACCAAAUAUGAGAUCCUGGUCACGACAGCAGAUGCAGAUGAUGCUGAAACCAAAGAAAACGCCUGGAUCGUUCUAGAAGGGAAGAAAGGACGUUCCAAAGAGUUUAUGAUGGAGAACUUGACUAAAAAGAAGCGUUUUUUACGAGGCGCUUCGGACCGCUUUGAGUUCUCCUCCAAGGAGCUGGGAGACAUCGCAAGCAUCUGUCUGGGACACAUCCCUAAAGAUGGCAAGAAAGUUAAAGCUGAAGCCUCCUGGUUUGUGGAAGAGGUUGUUGUCACGGAGAAGGAGCUGGGCAAUAAGUAUAUUUUCCGUUGUGACACCGCCAUCCCUCUUUCCUCAAAACGGGAUGAGUUCCAGACCUUCGAGUGCAGCAAGUUCAUCGAGAGCUUCACCAGCAAGGCCCAAAGCCUCGUACCUGUAAAAUACGAGCUCAUCGUUAUCACGGGCGACGACAAGGGCGCAGGCACUGACGCCAACGUCUUCAUCACCAUCUUCGGCUCCAACGGCGACUCCGGUCAGAGGCAGCUUACCAAGAAGUUCCAGAACCUGUUUGAGCGUGGCCAGACAAACCGGUUUAUUCUAGAACUGCUGGACCUGGGCGAUCUGCUCCGCAUGCACGUGGAACACGAUAACUCCGGACUCAGUCCCGGAUGGCUCCUGAGCAGGAUCGAGAUUACAAACACGGCCAACGCUGUGACCACGAUCUUCAUUUGUGGGAAAUGGCUGGACAAAAACAAAGCGGACGGGAAGAUAAAGCGUGUGAUCUAUCCAAAGUAUUGACAUUUAUUCAACCAGCCAAUGGUUCGGUCAGUAUUACUAGUGAAUAUUCAUUACACGAUGUGCUCGUAUCAACAAUCCUUUGGUUAUUUACUCACACUAAUGUUGUUCCAAACUUGUAUGACUUUGAAACACAUAAGAUCUCCAUACUGUGACAGUCAAUGGAUUCCAAUGUUGUUUGGACCCAAACAGUCUU
Molecule: messenger RNA, 7108 nt
Organism: Sinocyclocheilus anshuiensis
Lineage: Eukaryota; Metazoa; Chordata; Actinopteri; Cypriniformes; Cyprinidae
Product: lipoxygenase homology domain-containing protein 1-like
Exons: 42
Coding region: 1-6915 (2304 amino acids)
Molecular function (GO): protein binding
Source: RefSeq, a predicted model, not a curated record